GGCAGGAGGAAGGCAAGGGCUGGAGCUGGAAGGCUCUCCGGCGGCGAGAGGUCCUGCCCAGCUGUUGGCGAGGAGUUUCCUGUUUCCCUCCCGGCGCCCGGGUAAAGUUGAUGAGUGAGUCACUCGCGCGCACCGACCGACGACACCCCCCGCGCGCGCACACGCUCGCCUAGGGGACGGAGACCCAGCCUUCUGCGCAGCUCUCCUCGGCCGCCCGGGGCCUCCUCCGGGCCUCCAAGCUCCCGGGAUCGCCGACCACAUCUGGCCCGCAUCUCUGCCCGGCGCGCUCAGGGCAGCCCAGGCACCCUGAGAAGACGAGGAGUAAAGGCGCAGCCCGGGGUCCCCGAGGCUCGGUUCGCGGCGCCCCAGGGGCCGGUCUAUGACGAGCGACGGGGGCUACCAUGGGUCGGGGGCUGCUCCGGGGCCUGUGGCCGCUGCACAUCGUCCUGUGGACGCGCAUCGCCAGCACGAUCCCGCCGCACGUUCCCAAGUCGGAUGUGGAAAUGGAGGUCCAGAAAGAUGCUCCCAUCCACCUAAGCUGUAAUAGGACCAUCUAUCCACUGAACCGCUUUAAUAGUGACAUGAUGACCAGUGACAAUGGUGGAGCAGUCAAGCUUCCGCAACUGUGUAAGUUCUGUGACGUGAGAUCAUCCACUUGUGACAACCAGAAGUCCUGCAUGAGCAACUGCAGCAUCACGGCCAUCUGUGAGAAGCCACACGAAGUCUGCGUGGCUGUGUGGAGGAAGAAUGAUGAAAACAUUACACUGGAGACCGUUUGCCACGACCCCAAGCUCACCUACCAUGGGUUUGUGGUGGAAGACUCCACUUCACCCAAGUGUAUCAUGAAGGAGAAGAAAAGGCCUGGUGAGACUUUCUUCAUGUGUGCCUGCAACGUGGAGGAGUGCAAUGACCGCAUCAUCUUUGCAGAAGAAUACACCACCAGCAAUCCUGACCUGUUUCUGGUCAUUAUCCAAGUGACCGGUGUCAGCCUCCUGCCUCCGCUGGGUAUUGCCAUAGCUGUGAUCAUCAUCUUCUACUGCUAUCGUGUCCAUCGGCAGCAGAAGCUGAGCCCAUCCUGGGAAAGCAGCAAGCCCCGGAAACUCUUGGAGUUCAGUGACAACUGUGCCAUCAUCCUGGAGGACGAUCGUUCAGAUAUCAGCUCUACGUGCGCCAACAACAUCAACCACAACACAGAACUGCUGCCCAUCGAGCUGGACACCCUGGUGGGAAAGGGCCGCUUUGCUGAGGUCUACAAGGCCAAGCUGAAGCAGAACACUUCAGAGCAGUUUGAGACCGUGGCCGUCAAGAUCUUCCCCUAUGAGGAGUACACAUCAUGGAAAACGGAGAAGGACAUCUUCUCAGACAUCAACCUGAAACACGAGAAUAUCCUGCAGUUCCUCACUGCUGAGGAGCGGAAGACAGAGCUGGGGAAGCAGUACUGGCUGAUCACAGCUUUCCACGCCAAGGGCAACCUGCAGGAAUACCUCACGAGGCAUGUCAUCAGCUGGGAGGACCUGCGGAAGCUGGGCAGCUCCCUGGCCAGGGGCAUCGCUCAUCUCCACAGUGACCACACGCCUUGUGGGAGGCCCAAGAUGCCCAUUGUUCACAGGGACCUCAAGAGCUCUAACAUCCUCGUGAAGAAUGAUUUGACCUGUUGCCUGUGUGACUUCGGGCUGUCCUUGCGCCUGGACCCUACACUGUCUGUGGAUGAUUUGGCCAACAGUGGACAGGUGGGAACUGCAAGAUACAUGGCCCCUGAGGUUCUAGAAUCCAGGAUGAAUUUGGAAAAUGUGGAGUCCUUCAAGCAGACAGAUGUCUACUCCAUGGCUCUGGUACUCUGGGAAAUGACAUCCCGUUGCAAUGCGGUGGGAGAAGUGAAAGAUUAUGAACCCCCAUUUGGUUCCAAGGUAAGGGAGCACCCCUGUGUGGAGAGCAUGAAGGACAAUGUCCUGAGAGACCGAGGGCGGCCUGAAAUCCCCAGCUUCUGGCUCAACCACCAGGGCAUCCAGAUCGUGUGUGAGACACUGACAGAGUGCUGGGACCAUGAUCCUGAGGCCCGCCUUACAGCCCAAUGUGUGGCAGAGCGCUUUAGUGAGCUGGAGCAUCCAGAUAGACUCUCUGGGAGGAGCUGCUCCCAGGAGAAGAUUCCAGAAGAUGGCUCACUGAACACUACCAAAUAGCUUUUUCUGGGCAGGCUGGGCCAACCCUCCAGAAGCUGCCCUCUCACCAAAGACCAGAGGCAGUGGGAUGCUGUCUUGACUGAUGCUUCUGGGAAACCAAGGACUUGCUCCCUUCUUCCCUGAUAGCUGCUCCAUGUUCAGAAACAACCGCAGCAACAGCAACAGCAGCAGCAGCAGCAGCAGCAGCAGCAGCAGCAGCAGCAGCAACAGCAGCAGGGGCUAAGUGACAGAGAGCAUUCUAUGUCUUGGACUUUGUCAUGGCAUAAGCUGUAUUAGCACCUCCUCAGGAAAUGAGAUUGAUUUUUACAACAGCCAAUAACAUUUGCACUUUAUUAAUGCCUGUAUGUAAAUAUGAAUAGCUAUGUUUUAUAUCUAUAUAUCUAUAUAUGUCUAUAUCUUUCUAUCUAUAGCCAUACUCUGCAUGGAGACAAAGAAAAAGAUCAAAUGUUCCCGGGAAAUUACUUUUUAUUGGAGAGCUCCAGAAUGGAGCAGAAGGGGCUCGGGACAGCAUUAGCACUUGACAAUCACACAUGCAAUGGUUCCCUGAAUGUGGGGUUGAGGGGACAGCUGCAUGAGAAGGAUCCAUGCCUCACAGACUGUUUUGGCCACAAAACACUUUGUUUUGCAAUAAUCACCCUCUACAUGAGGGUGCUUCCUAGCCAGGGAGCUAAGUUCCAGUCCACCACUAUGUCCCAGGGUCUCCCAUGUGCCUUGCUUUUCAUUUUAUCAUGGACAUUCAAGCCUAAUAUCUGACUUGUGAAUCUUCAGGCUUAGCCUAGAAACUUGGCCCCAUCCUUCCACUUUCAUAAACUACCAGAAUCAAAGAAGGCAGUUUCCUCACCUAUGAAAUUGUCCCACCAUCUACUAAUCGAUUGUGUCCUUUGAUUUUCUUCUGUGCCUGAGUUAUUAUUAUUCAUUCCCAGCUGUUACCAUUUUUUAUUGUGUCAUACCCCACAUCCAGCACCGCUGGCUCAUUGUGUUUAAUUUUUCUCACUCUCCUGCUGGUGCUUCUAGCUUGCCAUGGUAGCAGCAAUGGGUUCUAUCUUCCCAGGUUCCCAAAUAGCAGACAGGAUUUGAAUGACACACACUGCCUAUACUGUAAAACUGUGUCUGGGGACACUUUGAGACCAUAUUUUGCUUGGUCAGCACAAUGUCUGAAAAAGUUGAGCUUCAUUUUAAGUAUUUGAGAUGUAGCAGAAAAAUCUUAAUUCUAGGAAGGGAUUCCUGGGUCCCUCUUCAGAGGGCAUGAUUUAGAGCAAGAAGGUAUAACUCUGUGACACACAGCUGCUUCAUUUCUCACUGGCAAGCAGUCAGUCUUCACAUUACCCACACUCACCCCAUGAAAACAGCCAUGUUCAUUGGAACACACUUUUAAUCUCAGCACUGGGAAGGUGAACAUCCCUGGGAGCUUAUUGGUCAGCUAAGAAGCUUCUGUCUCCAAAGCAAGGCGAACAAAUAACAUCUAUCUUGACAAACAACAUCUAUCUGACCUCUGACCUCCAGACAUACAUGUACCACAUGUGCAUCCUCACAUGCAUACACACACUAGAAAUGUGCAUUCAUGCUACCUUGCUUUGGUAACAUACUUACCUGCACAUACCUUGUCUGAUGUUAUGAUUUGAAGCUGACCAUGAAUUGGACCUCAGAGGACCUCCUGUGCAUGAUUUCCAUUAGGUCAAGUCUCUUUUGUAUGCAUAUUAAGCUCUGUUUGUCUCUUCAUGGGAAGCUCUCUGCUCUAUGAAUCUUUCUUUAUCGUUCUUGGUCUCUGCAUGGUCCUAACCUUUGCAGAAACCAUGAGUGAGGAUUUGAAUAGGGGUCAUACAAGAGUCCCAUGAAAAGUCUGGGAAUAUGUGUCCACUUGGAUGAGAGCAAAGAAUGUGCUUUAAUAGGAAGCUUGUUAAUCCACCAACAAAUGUGGAUGUUGCAAGCAACAGCUUCUUUUUUUAAAGUGUGUUUUUGAAGCUACUUAUUUUCAACCAAAUAGGAACAUGAUUGAAGGACCACCAAGGAGCCUUUUGUUCUGUCUCGACCAUGGGAUGCCUGGGAUCACAGGGUGGUUUAGAUACAUGGUCAAGUUGGGGGUGAGACAAAAAUCUAUAUACUCUGCCCCAUGGAAGUGUGCUGUGGAACACCUUGGGAAUCUCCCACACCCACUUGCACCUUAGGGCUUGCUGAUGCCCUCCCAAUAGCUGUUGUUCACCUCCCUCUAGUGGUCAAUUUGUAGAAUACCGGUCCACUAGAGGGAUUUCUAGGGUUCAAAAGUGAUCUCACUUCCGGGUCAUCAUCAGAAACUGGAACACAGUAUCAUGUUACUGUGGCUUGUUUUGUUUAUGUCAUUUUUUUUUAUCUUAUUCAAGAAAAAGACCAAGGAAUAACAUUGUUGUCAUUCCUAAAAAUGUUGACUUUUGUUCACUACUCUGCAUAAAGGGAAGGUUUUAUUCUUUUAUUGAACACUUCAGCCAUACUCAUGUAUUAAAAUAGGAAUGUGAAUGCACAAUAUUCUUUUUAUAUCAAAAUUUAAAGCACUUAUUUUCAUUCUAUACCAUUUGUCUUUUAUAUAAAUAAAAAUUUCUAGUAGAUCAAAUAAAUCAAAAG
Onychomys torridus (southern grasshopper mouse) is the source of this 4775-nucleotide messenger RNA. It is a transcript of the gene Tgfbr2, whose product is annotated as transforming growth factor beta receptor 2. NCBI's taxonomy places the organism in Eukaryota, Metazoa, Chordata, Mammalia, Rodentia, Cricetidae. Gene Ontology annotation, biological process: cellular response to growth factor stimulus; transforming growth factor beta receptor signaling pathway; protein phosphorylation. Bases 402 to 2180 code for a protein of 592 amino acids. Gene Ontology annotation, molecular function: transforming growth factor beta binding; ATP binding; SMAD binding. The transcript has 8 exons. The record is from RefSeq and is a predicted model, not a curated record. Gene Ontology annotation, cellular component: plasma membrane; signaling receptor complex.